ACUCACAAAAUUUAAGACUGCAAUCAUUUCUUUCGCAAAGCGUUUUUUACUUUGAGAUUUUCAGUGUUUUUCACCGGCAUUAAUAAUAAUGUAGUUACUUAUUAGCAAAAUGUUGGUAGUCACGAAAAUGUCUUUCUUCCCUUCUUUCUUUCUUUUUCUGUUUUCACAACAAUUAGAAAAGACGGUGUUUUCCUAAUGAUUCAUAAAGUUUGUUAUUUAACAUAGGUAAUAAAAAAGGCGUUUUUAGCUUUAGGUUGUUCAAAAACUGAAAACUUAAAAGUAGUACGAAAAAGAAAUUAAAGAUAGAAAAUAGCCAGCUCUAAGUAACUUGUUUUCUAGAGUUAUGUUUCAUGCCAAAUAACUUUGAUUAAAUCUAAGAGUUUAGUCAUUUAAACAAAUAACUCUUUUAAAAACAGCAUACCUAUUUGGUGUACAUAUGAAAAUAAAUUACGUAUGUAAUUAUGAAGAAAAAUUCUUACAGUGAAUGUCGGCAAACAGCGAAUUAGUGCGGAUCAACGUGACAAGAGGGACGAGACUUAAGAAAAUCAAAUCAACACACAGACACGAGCUAGUGACACUGUUUAUAGCCAGGUUGUUGUAUUACUUUAUAUGUGAAGACAACCAUUUUUAAUUUGUAGCAGUUCCAUUCCCAACAUGAACCUGCUUUAGUGAUCAAUGUGUUAUUUAUCCGUACCUAGCCAAUUUCAAAUCUCAAGCAGGUUUAUUUCAAAUUUAAUUUGACAGGGUUUUAAUUGACUGAUUUUGUAAUACUUCAUGAUUUGUAUUGUUUUUAGCACAAAAAAAGCCUGCGAUUCUCGAAUGUUGUACGAUUGGUUCUUUUUUCCAACAUAACUAAUUGUCGAUUUCAUUUCAUUGUUUAGAACCUUAUGUUUUAUUUUGAUUGGUUUAAAUUUUAAGAUAACUAAACACAAACUAAUUACCGAGCACAAUAAAUCGAGAUCUCGAAUAUUACCAUAUAUGUGCCAAAAACGCAUCAAGAACCAUGUUUGUACAUGCUGUUUCAUAUUGAUAUUCCAUUAGAAGGGAUAGUUAAAACGUAAUUUAAAAUACAUUUUCCCAUCACUAAAAAUUAAAAAUUGAUCUUUACGAAGAUGUAAUUGCACCAUUUAAAUGCCAUCAUUCCUUGCAUGUAGUCAUUUUACUGAUCGAAAUAGAUAAACGCACUAUCCUAAUGGUGGGAAAGUUACACGGUGGAAAUUGAUUGAUCGAUCAUGCGUAAAACUGGUUAUUGUUCGUACAUUUUACCUAUGCGGUACAUGUAAGGAGACCAAGUUAACUGAGACUUUAAAAUAAUCUAGAUUAUUUUUGUAAACCUGUUAAACGGAAAAGCAUCUCUGAUAAAGUGUAAAUUAGGAAUAAUUUAUCACAAUGCUAAAGUAUUUCCUCUUCAGUUUCUUUUGUGUCCUGACGUAUGCAUCUUCUCCAAAGAUUCUCAGUUUUACAUCUUCCCCGAUUGGAAAGUUUCAACCGCGUCAACGAGAAAAACUACAAUUAGUUUGUCGCACUUUAUUUACUACAAAAGUCGAGUUUCGCAAAGAUGGUAAACUAUUGGCGCGAACUGUUGAUGGCCGAAUGAUACAAAGAGGAAAUACGUUAUCGAUAACAAAUCUAGACUACGCAAAGGAUGAUGGAUCUUAUCGCUGCAUUGCGAUAAAUAAUAAAGGAUCGGUUCUUAGUAUUGCUAUUGACAUCAAAAUUGCAGUCCUUGGUCAGUUUCAAUUUCCUGGAAGGUUAACCGACCCAGAGAAGAAGGAAGAAGUGAUCAUUGGGAAAGCUUUCCAACUUCCAUGUCCAUCUUAUACUUAUUCCUACCCGCGAAAUGUUCUUUGGGGAAAUGCACCAACUUCUGGUCAGCCUAGGUUAUUAAGUGAAAAUCAAAGACGCUUCAAAUUAUCCAAUGGAGAUUUGUUCUUUACUAAUGUAGAAUUUGGUGACAUCAACGAAAUCAAUGUACAAUUGGGUGGAGUGUCUUGCUUUUUAUAUCACAAUGGACCCUUUAAACAAUCUGUUCGCCACAAACUUACCAAUGCUGGAACUUGGACUUCCGAUGUUGCACCUAUUAUUAAAGAAGGGAUUUCUACCACAAACAGAGUAAAGACUGGCGCAGAAUUUUCAUUUUAUUGCUCAGGAGCUGGCAAACCAACACCAAGCAUAACUUGGUAUCAGCCUGAUGGAAGAGUUAUCUCUGCAACAGAUACUGCGUAUACUAUCUCACCUACUAAGAACAGACUAACCAUCAGGUCAGUGUUUCAAAGAUAUGCUGGAAGCUACAGGUGCGAGGUAACCAACCGUGCAGGGAAGGCUUCUACCCAAGGGAACUUGGUUGUCGAAGAUCCUCCAAGCUGGCGCACUGAACUGAGAGAUAAGACUGUAGAGGAAAGAAGAAAUGCAUCAUUCUCCUGUCGUUCCGCUGGCUCAGGAAUCAUAACAUAUACUUGGUUAAAAAAUGGAAAUCUCAUUGACAGAACAAAUUCAUCAUACACUGUAAAUGGCGGGCUUCUCAAUAUAAAGAAUAUUGGACGAAAUGAUUUUGGAAUGGUGCAAUGCUUUGCGAAAAACGAACAUGGUGAAAUUGCAUCCAGUGCUUUCCUAAAUGUUAGAGGUUCUGUCAUACCGACUAAUCGUCCUGGUGAAGGCGAUGAGGAUAAACUACAUUUUGGAUAUUAUGUUUUGAUUGGUGGGGGAUGUCUGACAGUGUUUGCAAUAUCAUCGUUUGUUAUUUAUCACUUUCUGCAUUGAUUGAAACUACUUUUAAUUGUCUAUUAAAUAAAAAUACAUUAAUCUAUUAGCAAUGACGUUAUAGCAAGAUUGAAAAAGACAAGAGUCUCUGAUUAAGCCAGUAAUUUUUGACUGUAGCCUAAACAAAAAAAAAAGCGAAAUUAUUAGCCUUCAAAUGUAGCUAACUGAAUAAAAUUUGCAGCUGGAUGUUAAGUUUUCGGUUUUAAUUUUUUGUAUGUUAGCAGUUGACAAUCUGAUCCUUAUGUUUCCUGUAAAAAAGUUUUUCGCCUGCAAUCUUAUUGCAACUUUAAACCACGUGAUCUCAUUAUGUAUAUAUAUAUAUAUAAUUUAUGUGUAUUUUUUCCCUUAUACACUUAUACAUUUUUGUUUAUUAUAAAUGUAACGAGCCGUGAUUAUUUUUCUUCCUUUGUGCAAAGAGAAGAAAUAUAAAUACAAUAAAUUUUGUUAAAAUAGUUUCUUUUCUUCUUUUCCUUUUACUGUUUUGGUCCUGUUAAUAAUAUGCAGGCGUUGUACAAAAAAACCUAAAACUUAAAAAACGUAAAAUAAUAAACAGGAAUAUGAAGACCCGAGG
Molecule: messenger RNA, 3331 nt
Organism: Hydractinia symbiolongicarpus
Lineage: Eukaryota; Metazoa; Cnidaria; Hydrozoa; Anthoathecata; Hydractiniidae
Product: contactin-2-like
Exons: 8
Coding region: 1390-2760 (456 amino acids)
Source: RefSeq, a predicted model, not a curated record